AGCUAAAGUGAUAGUCUUUUCUAUAAAUAUACAGCUGUCAAUAGAAAGUAUGAAUAAGUUCUUAAUAGCAGUAAUAGUAAUAAUAGCAUAUAUAACUAGCACUAGAUCCACGAAAGAAAAAGAAGAAAACGACAAAGAUAAGAAAGAAAACGGCGAAAAUAGCACUAGUGAUAAGCCAAAUAGCUUUCUAGGCCCGUUUUUCUCAAAGGCCAUCGGUGCGGGAGAGAGAAUUGCUGGGGCAACACCCGCAGGAAUAGCUUUAAAAGAAGCACAGGGUCUAGUAGAGAAUGAUGAAGAUAAAAAUGGAGAUGAAGAUGGAGAAAAAGAAGAGAAAGAAGGAAACAAAAAAACUACAGAUAGCAAAAAACCCGAAAAUAAUGAUGAAGAAGCAGCCAUAAAUGCAAAAGAGGAAGAAGGAGGCAAAAAAUCUAAAGACACAAAGCCAAAUAGUAAAUCAAGAAAGAGAAGCAAGAAAUCCAAAAAAGGCGAUAAUAAAGCUGAAGAAGGUAAUCCAUCGGGUAAAUCAAAGAAAUCCUCCAAAAAGUAGUAUAUUCUCCC
Nematocida parisii ERTm1 is the source of this 558-nucleotide messenger RNA. RefSeq lists its product as uncharacterized. The transcript has a single exon. Lineage: Eukaryota; Fungi; Microsporidia. Bases 50 to 547 code for a protein of 165 amino acids. The record is from RefSeq and is a predicted model, not a curated record.